UGUACGUCCUAAUGGCUUUUAUUCGUGGUGAUGAUUUUCUCAUCUUUUUACGAAUUUCGACGUAGAUUUAGUGAUACGACUGUAACAUUUGUGUUAUUGCUGUAUUUUGUGUUGCAGAGCAGAACAACUAUCAGUGACCGUGCAUAGAUUGUUUCCUGGUUCGUGCAAAGCGAAAUUUAAUGUACCCAGUAGGGGGAGUUAAGUCGUGAAAGUGUAUAAUCAACAAAAUACAUAUGCUUUUAAUGUGAUAGAGGAAAACAACCCAAAUACCUGCUAUGCAUAUUUGCAUCACAAAAAAUCCAAACUUUGUUGAGCACGGUAUUGACAGUAAAUAAACAGAAUUCGUGCCAAGUCUUGGGAUUCCGUUCGCCAAUGGCUUAUUGUAUAACGUGCAGCAGAUCACAACGAAUUGGAUUAACGACACUACCAUCUGGACGGCUAAUAUUUACUAUUAGUAAAAUAAAAUGUCUUCUCCAAGCGCAGGCAAACGUCGGAUGGACACAGAUGUCAUAAAGCUGAUUGAAAGCAAACAUGAAGUCACAAUUCUCGGCGGCUUAAACGAGUUUUGUGUAAAAUUUUUUGGUCCACAAGGUACACCAUACGAAGGCGGUGUUUGGAAAGUGCGUGUUCAUCUACCGGAGCAUUACCCAUUCAAAUCACCUAGCAUCGGAUUUAUCAACAAAAUCUAUCAUCCAAAUAUCGACGAAGUAUCAGGCACAGUUUGUCUCGAUGUGAUAAAUCAGGCAUGGACGGCAUUGUAUGAUCUAUCGAACAUAUUCGAGUCUUUCUUGCCCCAGCUACUCACUUACCCAAAUCCAGUAGAUCCUCUCAAUGGCGAUGCUGCUGCCAUGUAUCUACACAAACCGGAAGAGUAUCGUAAGAAAGUAGCAGAUUAUGUUCGUAGAUAUGCCACAGAGGAAGCACUCCGAGAACAAGAACCAGCCGAGAGUUCUGAUAGUGAAAGCAGCAUGUCGGAUUUCAGCGAAGACGAGGCACAGGAUAUGGAAUUAUAACGACGGCUCUGUCCACAGCAGACGAGUAGAACUGUUAGUAAUGUAAAUUGUCUUGAAAAAUCGAAACUUUUUUCAAAUCAGAAAAUUGAUUUUUCUUCAAUUUUGCAGUGUUAUGUAAAAUGGUUCUUAUUUACGAUAUUAUUAUUACCUCAAUUUUUUAGUGUGUUUCGAUAAAAAAAAUGCUGGAAAUUGCCAAAACUGAAAUUCGGUUUGAUUUUCUGGUAGACUUGCAUGAAAUUCAAGACCAUUAAUAAAAUCCAUACGGUUUGUUGUGUUAAUAUCAGCAUAAAUGUCAAAUCCAUAGUUAUUUCUCUGCUAUUUUGCGGAAUUUAUUGCGCUUUUGGUAAUGUAAAAUAAAUCGAACAGAGCGUUGAAGUUACACAUGAAGAAUUGUCGAGCAAUUAGUAAUCACAGGAACAGACAACAUAAAAAAAUCAAUUUGAAAACCUUCAUAUCAACGUCAAUUGUUAAUGGCUACUCAACACCUAUUUUUGCCAAGACAACUCAUAUUUUUCAGAUAGGAUUUUGCACUUGUAUGCAUUGAUUUUGUUUUGAACUGAUCUUAACAUUUUCUAGCUGCAAAUUCAUCAUCAAUAAUUCAUCGAUUGCAAAUUCGGCGUAUUUAGUAUACUCCUAAAUAGCGUGUUGGUGAAACCGUCUUGUAUAUAUGGUCAUUACUCGAAAAUUUCAAAUGUCCCAAUAUUUUUAGUAUAGACCCUAUACUUCGUAAAUUGCUGAUCAACUGACAAUAACGUAUUGUAUUGUUUAAUGGUUUGUUGAUUGUGGGCUUAUGCAUAAGCCAUUUCGUCUGUAUUCUGUUUACUGACUGGGCAAUGAAUUGGUGUCGUGCAUGCAAUGAAUGCAUCAUAACUUGCUAUGUGAUUGCCAUCUCGCUCUCUGGACGUUUACAAACGUUCUUCAAAUAUCUUUUCAUAAAGCGAGAUCUGGUUGUUGAAUGUCAGUAUGCCUCUUUGUUAUUUGUGUUUAACAGACUAAAUAAUAGUGUUGGCUUCCUUUUGUUUACAUCUGAAGUCAUGUCUUCAUGUUUCAGUGUUCACGUACUUCAGUACUUCAGUGUUAGCGACUAUACUUAGGGACCGAAAUUCUUAUGAACAUUAUAGUCAAUCAUGCUUUGUAUGCAGUCGAAAAACCAUCUUUGUAGGAUUCUGACAAGAUGCAUAUUCCUUGAUCAUUGCCAACUACACGAUCUCUUAACAGUUGAACAUCUUGAAAGUCGUAUAAUUACGUCUUUCAUUCGUCUUUUUUCGUUACGAAUUCAAAGCUCCAAAUAUUGCAGGUGUUCACUCCAUACAACCUUAUAAGCCCAUUGAUACUUAGCUAAAUGAGUUUUUUGCUAGUUACAAACCUCCGUAUUCCCGUAAGACAGCUUCAUGUAAACAUUGCUAAUAUUUAUCACAAAAUUAACUUAUUGUUCGUUUCAAAAAACAGGGAAUUUUUCUAUGUAAUAAAACCCAAACGACAAACAAAUUAAUUAAUACGAUCUCAAUAUUUUACGCCAAAUUGCUUAACUUCAAUAUGCUGAGUCGAUACGGCCAUGCCGUUCUAACGAAAAAUAAUAUGCUGAGAGAAACAGGAAACUUCGAAAUAUGCCAUGACAGCAAGGGUUGCGCUUUCGCUUUUCAACGACAUAAAAAACCACACCACAUUGGAGACAUUGUUUAAAAAUAUAAAGAGCAUAUAGUUGACGCUUUGUGAU
Anopheles moucheti is the source of this 2730-nucleotide messenger RNA. It is a transcript of the gene UbcE2H, whose product is annotated as ubiquitin-conjugating enzyme E2 H. The transcript has 3 exons. Lineage: Eukaryota; Metazoa; Arthropoda; Insecta; Diptera; Culicidae. Gene Ontology annotation, biological process: ubiquitin-dependent protein catabolic process; protein polyubiquitination. Gene Ontology annotation, cellular component: nucleus. Gene Ontology annotation, molecular function: ubiquitin conjugating enzyme activity. The coding region runs from base 465 to 1013 and encodes 182 amino acids. The record is from RefSeq and is a predicted model, not a curated record.